AUCACAACUCACCAGCUCUCCCUCUUCUUCCCUCCUUCAGUAGGCGAUCAUGGCUAUGACAACUCGCUACCGAGCAUGCAUCCCUUCCUGGCAGCAGUGGGGCCUAGCUUCCGCCAGGGUUAUCAAAUCAGCAGUUUACAGAGCGUGGACAUUUACCCACUCAUGUGCCACCUGCUGGCUGUGCCCCCUCAGCCCAACAAUGGCACCAUGACCUAUGCUCGGUGCCUGUUGUCUGCUGAGACAUGCUGGGGGGUCUCUGCGAUGGUCGGCCUGGUGGUGGUUGUCCUGCUGAUACUCUCUUCAAUUGUUCUUUUCAUGCUCAUAAGAAACCGGCAGUCUUCAGGCCCCCGUGCCUUUCAGAGGCUACAGAUUGACGACGACGACGAUGAUGAUGACCCCCUGUUGGAGUAGACAAGUCAGAGCUGCACACACACUAUUCUGUGUCACCUCUUUGUGCUCCAGUAGGUACUUGACAUGUUGCACUUUACUCACUGAGAUCUCUGCCCCAGCUUUGACUUUGGUAUGUGUGUACUCUAUACACAUGCAGUACAAAGACCUAUUUCAGGCCUACUGACAUGCCAUGGAGUAGAAACAGCUAUAGGAAAUAGUGACUACUACAGAUGGCACUGACUCUCCAUAAUGUUACUGUUGGUAAAAAUUCUUCUGCAAAAUACUU
Monopterus albus (swamp eel) is the source of this 676-nucleotide messenger RNA. RefSeq names its product bis(5'-adenosyl)-triphosphatase enpp4-like. Bases 76 to 411 code for a protein of 111 amino acids. The transcript is spliced from 2 exons. The record is from RefSeq and is a predicted model, not a curated record. Lineage: Eukaryota; Metazoa; Chordata; Actinopteri; Synbranchiformes; Synbranchidae.